GGCCAGCCGGGGCCGGGUGUGGGCCAGUUGUACGGGAGUGGAGCGCGAGAGAGUGAGAGAUAAUGGCGUGCCUAGUAUGGGAAGCACUGCUGCUGACCGCGGCCCUCCUGCUGUCAGACUGCCACUCCGUGUCCGCGGUGUCAAGCGCGCGGACCGCAUGUGCUGAUGGUGCUCCGCCGCCGCCCAACCGAAUCAACACCACCGAACGCCUGCGGCAGCUGCGGGAGCUGAUGGCCGACCCUCGCCACAAGCUGCAGGCCUACAUCGUGCCCAUGGACGACGAACACCAGACGGAGUACGUGUCGCCACAUGACGCGCGCAUCGAGUUCAUCAGCGGCUUCAGCGGAUCCUCAGGCUUGGUCGUGGUGACUUCAGACAGCGCUGCACUUUGGACGGACGGCCGGUACUUCCUGCAAGCUGAGAGCCAAAUGGACUGCAACUGGCAGCUAAUGAGAAACGGCACAGAACCCAAGCCGCCCUCGGAGGUGGAGUGGCUGGUCUCGCAGCUGGAGCGGGGCAGCUCGGUCGGCGGCGACCCCCGGCUCAUCGCAGCCCAGAACUGGCUCCACUUCGAAGCCCGGCUAAGAGAUGCGGGAAUGCAGAUGAAGCUGGUCUAUGACAACCUGAUUGAUCUCAUCUGGACUGAGGACAGGCCGCCGCGCCCUGCAGACCCCAUCGUCAUUCAGAACCUAACAUACGCGGGGAAGCCGUGGGAGGAGAAGGUCGCCGAGCUGAGGGACUACAUGAAGGAAGAGGAUGUGGAGGUGCUGCUGGUUACCGCGCUGGACGAGGUCGCCUGGCUCCUCAACCUCCGCGGAAACGAUGUACCUCACACGCCAGUAUUCAGGGGCUACGCCGCAAUUGACCACGACAGCGUCCACCUCUGGGUCGAGCUGGCCAAGGUCACUGAUGACGUCAGACUCCACCUCAAGGCCCUGGACUGUGCGGAUGGUGACCUCUGCGUGCAACUGCAUAGGUACGACGAGGUGCUGUACAAUUUUGGCUCGUACAUACGCCAGAAAUGGAAGGGGAAGAUCCUCCUCCCAGCCCGCUCCACCUAUAUUGAUGGGGUCAGCUUCUCUUUCUACAACCAGGUUCCCUCCGCCAGACGUGUAUUCGUCGAAUCACCAAUUGUGAGGAUGAAGGGCCGAAAGAACCCAGUGGAAAUCGAAGGGAUGAAAGCCGCAAACAAGAGGGAUAGCGUAGCACUCUGCCAAUUUCUGGCUUUUCUAGAAAAAGAGAUCCAGUCGGGGAAAGAAUGGGACGAGCUCUCGGCCGCCGAUAAACUGCUGCAGUUCCGCGCGGAGCAGGACCUGUUCAUGGGGACCAGCUUCGAGACGAUCUCUGCGUUCGGCAGUAACGCGGCCAUCAUCCACUACACGCCCGACAACACCACCAAACGAGCGAUCGACACCUCGUCCACAUACCUGCUGGACUCGGGAGGUCAGUACCUGGAUGGCACCACGGACGUGACGCGAACCGUACAUUACGGUCGGCCCACCGAGUUCCAGAUGGAGGCCUACACGCGGGUCCUAAUGGGCGCCAUUGACCUGGCCGACCUGGUCAUCAACAGCCAGGUCAAGGACGUUCAGAUGAGCCUCAUGGUUCGACAGCCGCUGUUUAAGGCCGGCCUCAACUAUCGACAUGGAUCGGGACACGGCAUCGGGGCCUACCUGACCAUCCACGAGGGACCUAUUCUCAUCUCACCUGGAGGAACUGGUCACCUGAUGGAGAAAGGCCAGUUUUUCUCGGACGAGCCGGGCUACUACCAGGACGGAGAGUUCGGCAUACGGCUCGAGACGAUCCUGUUUGUUCAGGAGCUGGACACCGAGCACAAUUUUGACGGUCCAUACAUGCAUUUCGAGCCGGUUACCUUGGUGCCGUUCGAGAGGAACCUCAUCAUCCCCGAGAUGAUGUCACGGAGGCAGCUGGUCUGGCUCAACGAGUACCACCGCCGAGUGCAACUGGAGGUGGGCCCUGUCCUCAAACGGCAGAAACGAGAGCGUGCUCUCAAGUGGCUCGAGGCGCGAACGGCCCCUAUACGGCCGGCGAAAAUAGCGCCUUCUGUUGGGUUCACCAUCAGCUCAGCCGGGCUGCCGGUGAAGUGCAGCACGGUCAUGCUGGUCUGGUUGACCUCAGCUGCAAUCAGUGUUGCCAGGAUCAUGUGAGUCAGACUGGUGUUUAAAUGCGGGAGUGAUGUACAAAUGGCUGCGUUGUCGAUAGUGUCGAUUCAUACAACUGCUGUAUUCCUGGUUGCUGGAAUGCCCUGCUUUUGUGAGCUCGAUUUAUGCAAGAGGUGCUGAAAACAUCGGGCACUGACAUGCUACUCAACUUGCCUUUGUCGUGUCAGAGGAAGCCCAACUGACAUUUUCGCCAUCUUGCAGUGUCAGGGUCAGUUAUUUGUCCAAACACAACCUUCCCGUGUUGUUAGACGAAUCGCGAAGUGUAGCGGAAUACAAAAUCCAACUGACAUGUUUGGUGAGAAAAACUUAAAAAGCGUACGUGCUCGGAUGCAUAUGAUUUCACAUGUACGGUGCCAUCGUACUCCAUGCUUCAGUUCAAUGUCAGAUGUGCUGUUCAAAAGAAGUGUCGGGUCAAGGAGCCUUAAGUGCUGUGAAUUCAGUAAUCCUGGUUUACAUUGAUUGCACCAACGAGAGCGUCCCCUUGAGCAAUGCCAAAUAUACCAAUACUCGACUUA
Molecule: messenger RNA, 2698 nt
Organism: Pollicipes pollicipes
Lineage: Eukaryota; Metazoa; Arthropoda; Thecostraca; Pollicipedomorpha; Pollicipedidae
Product: xaa-Pro aminopeptidase ApepP
Exons: 17
Coding region: 63-2168 (701 amino acids)
Molecular function (GO): metalloaminopeptidase activity
Source: RefSeq, a predicted model, not a curated record